CUGCCUGGAGAAAUUUCCAUCUCACUGGUUGUACUAUUUUUGUCAGCGACUUAAAUAAUAGGUAUAAUAACAACAUAGUGAAAUUGGUAUCUCGGUUAAAAAAGUUCAAAAACGUUUGCAGUACGUUUUAUUAGUUGGGCAUAUUUGUAGUCAGCCCUUUGCCUUUUACGUGUAGGUCCGUAGCCUCCCGUGUCAUUGGUGAAUGACCGAAGAUGUCGAAUAGUAGGUUGUUUGCCCGGCUGCUCUUGCAGCAAAAUGGGGUAAGGAACUGUUAUACUGCUUCAAGGAAGCACCUCUACAUUGACAAAGACACCAAGGUCAUUUGCCAAGGCUUCACAGGGAAGCAGGGGACGUUUCACAGUCAGCAGGCAAUCGACUAUGGCUCCCGGCUAGUCGGUGGCGUGUCCCCCGGCAAGGGGGGGAGGACACACCUUGGCGUGCCUGUCUUCAACUCUGUCAAGGAGGCGAGAGAGGGUACCGGGGCCGAGGCCACAGUGAUCUACGUGCCCCCUCCAUUCGCGGGUGCCGCCAUCAUGGAGGCCAUCGACGCUGGCAUGCCCCUGGUGGUGUGCAUCACAGAGGGCAUCCCCCAGCAGGACAUGGUCAAGGUCAAACACAAGCUGUUGCGCCAGAGCACCACGCGCCUCAUCGGCCCCAACUGCCCCGGCGUUAUUAAUCCGGGAGAAUGCAAGAUCGGGAUCAUGCCGGGCCACAUUCACAAGAAAGGGAGGAUUGGCAUUGUCUCAAGAUCGGGAACUCUCACAUAUGAAGCUGUUCACCAGACUUCACAAGUUGGCCUGGGACAGUCUCUCUGCAUCGGCAUUGGCGGGGACCCCUUCAAUGGGACAGACUUCAUUGACUGCCUGGAGGUAUUCCUGCAGGACCCUAAGACGGAGGGCAUCAUCUUGAUCGGAGAGAUCGGAGGCAACGCCGAGGAGAACGCUGCCAAUUACCUCAAACAGCACAACUCUGGAACAAAUGCCAAGCCCGUGGUGUCUUUCAUCGCCGGGCUCACUGCCCCGCCGGGCCGUAGGAUGGGUCACGCUGGUGCCAUCAUCGCAGGGGGCAAGGGUGGAGCCAAAGAGAAGAUUGCCGCCCUACAGCAGGCGGGCGUUGUGGUCAGCAUGUCCCCGGCUCAACUGGGCAGCACCAUGUUCAAGGAGUUUGAGAAGAGGAAGAUGUUGUAAACGGGGAAAGGCACCCCCCCCCCCCCCAUCUUCCCGACCGAAGCCCCUACUAAUAUACACACUCACUACGCAGUGUUUUUAAGAUGUUUUUGAUUUAAGCUAUGAAUUCAUACCAUUACACAAAGAGUGUAAAUAUAUCAGUAUAUCUUGAUGUCUUUUAAAUAUGUGAUACCUUGUCUUUUAGAGGACAGUUAUUGUCAUCUGUUAUGGUAGCUUCUGAUGUGUUUAGUUUGACAACAGAGGAGGAAUGCCAAGGUAAACGAGGUGAUCUGGUUCCUGUGUUGUCUUUCUACUACUACACUCUCCUACUGUAACCAAGUAUUCCAUCAAAAUGUCUGUUCUCACUGGCUAUACACCUGAAUAAGAAAAUAUCUCGAACACGG
Messenger RNA from Oncorhynchus mykiss (rainbow trout), 1570 nucleotides. Its product is annotated as succinate--CoA ligase [ADP/GDP-forming] subunit alpha, mitochondrial. The record is from RefSeq and is a predicted model, not a curated record. Gene Ontology annotation, molecular function: succinate-CoA ligase (ADP-forming) activity; succinate-CoA ligase (GDP-forming) activity. Lineage: Eukaryota; Metazoa; Chordata; Actinopteri; Salmoniformes; Salmonidae. Gene Ontology annotation, cellular component: mitochondrion; succinate-CoA ligase complex (ADP-forming). Gene Ontology annotation, biological process: tricarboxylic acid cycle.